AUGUCAGGUUCAGGGAAGAAAACUAAGGGCAGGCAAAAGAUUGAGAUGAAGAAGAUAGAAAAUGAGGAAGACAGGUUGAUCACAUUCUCAAAACGCCGAUCAGGGAUCUACAAAAAAGCAAGUGAGCUAGCUACUUUAUGUGGUUGUGAGGUUGCUUUUAUGGUCUUCUCACCAGCAGGUAAGCCUUUUUCAUUUGGCCACCCCUCUAUUGAAUCUGUUGCUAACCGCUUUCUGAACCAAAACCCCCCUCCAAAUGACAACACUCAUCCUCUUGUGGAGGCUCACCGGAAGAUUAGAAUCAAUCAGCUAAGCCAGUAUUUGAAUGAGCUCCUUAGCCAACUGGACGCAGAGAAAGAGAAGGCAAAGAUGCUUGAUCUGCUGACACAUGGGAAACAAACUCAUGGCUGGUGGGAAGCUCCCACUGAUCAACUUAACCAGCAAGAGCUCGAAAAACAAUAUUCAAAUUAUGAGGAGCUUCUCAGCAAUCUCUAUGGCAAGAUUAACGAGAAGAGUGCUGUAGCCACUUCUUCACUUGUUGCUCCAACUGAUCCUGCUCAGUUCACCGAUACAUUUACAACCAUUGCCAAUGAGGAAGUUCCUGCCUCCUUUCCUCCUGGCUACAACCAUGGUGGGCAGCAGUUCUGA
Durio zibethinus is the source of this 645-nucleotide messenger RNA. Lineage: Eukaryota; Viridiplantae; Streptophyta; Magnoliopsida; Malvales; Malvaceae. The record is from RefSeq and is a predicted model, not a curated record.